Gryllus bimaculatus (two-spotted cricket) is the source of this 1536-nucleotide messenger RNA. NCBI's taxonomy places the organism in Eukaryota, Metazoa, Arthropoda, Insecta, Orthoptera, Gryllidae. The record is from the annotation of a GenBank genome assembly.
AUGACGAGGCUGAGUAGAGAUUUGUUAUGGUUGAAUAGUUGUGGUUGGUUUUCUCCUGCUGCGGGCAUUCACCGCUUGAGUGAAAGUAAAUAUCUGAAAAAAGAAUUUCUUCUCCUGACUGUUGCUACAAAUCAAACUGAUGGUUAUCAGAGAUUUAUUCGAUCGGUAGGAAUUUAUGACAUACCUGCCCAGGUAUUGGGAAUGAAUCAAAAAUGGUUGGGAGGAGACAUGAAUUACCCAGGUGGUGGAUUUAAAAUCAAUCUUUUAAAAAAAGAAUUACUUAAAUACAAAGAUGAUCCACAAAAAAUUAUAAUGUUUACUGACAGUUAUGAUGUUAUCUUGCUUGCUCCGGUUGAAAAGAUUUUGGAACGCUUUGAUAACCUUGAAGCUCGUAUAGUAUUUUCAGCAGAAGGCUUAUGCUGGCCAGAUCAAUCCCUUGAGUCAUUGUAUCCAAGAGUACAAAAAGGGAAACGAUUCCUUAAUUCAGGAGGUUUCAUUGGAUAUGCCUCACAGUUAUAUGACAUUAUUACAUCAGCAGAAAUCAAAAAUACUGAUGAUGACCAACUAUUUUUCACAAAGAUUUAUCUCAAUGAAGAAUUAAGGGAGAAGUUUAAUAUAAAAUUGGAUCAUCGAUCUACUAUAUUUCAAAACCUAAAUGGAGCAACAAAUCUGUGGUUAAUUGCAGAUUGGACUGUUUCCCAACAUGGUGUCAGUAAACCAGCUGGGAUCUCUCCUAGAGAGGUGAUGGAAGAACUGACUUGUGAUGUAGAAUUGCGAUUCAAAGGUCGUGAAGCAUAUCUUCAAAACACUGUUUAUAAUACAAACCCUUUAGUUGUGCAUGGAAAUGGACAUUCAAAGUUAGUUCUUAAUUCUUUGGGCAACUACUUAGCAAAUAGUUGGAAUCCAGAAGAUGGUUGCCUCAGUUGUUGGGACAAUUCUAUAGGGCUGGAAGACAAACCGAAAACAGCCUAUCCCAAGGUGUUAAUUGCUAUAUUUAUUGAGCAACCUACUCCAUUUUUAGAAGAGUUCUUCCAAAAAGUUUUGAAUUUAGAAUACCCCAAAAAUAAAUUACAUCUUUUUAUUCACAACAAUGUUAAAUUUCAUGAAGAAAUUGUGAACCAGUUCAUCUUGAAACACGCUGACAGUUAUAAAAGUGUUAAGAGAAUAGAACAAAAGGAUGAAAUAAAGGAAAAGCAAGCAAGGAGUUUAGCAAUUGACUAUUUCCAAACAAAAAAAUGUGAUUACUUCUUAAAUAUCGACAGUGAAGCUCAUUUGGAUAAUCCUAACUCAUUGGCACUUCUUAUUGUACAGAACAGCCAUAUCAAUUUAUAUGCUUUAGAGGACAAGAGUGAUUUUAAAUUUUAUUUUAUGCCUGCUAGGAGUAUUGUAGCACCACUACUGUUGCGUCCGUACAAAGCAUGGUCAAAUUUCUGGGGAGCUCUUACACCAGAUGGGUACUAUGCUCGCUCAUCGGAUUACAUGGACAUCAUUCACAAUGAAAGAAGGUAUGAAUCAUUUCUCAAUAACCUUGAAUGA